Molecule: messenger RNA, 1491 nt
Organism: Talaromyces rugulosus
Lineage: Eukaryota; Fungi; Ascomycota; Eurotiomycetes; Eurotiales; Trichocomaceae
Exons: 4
Coding region: 1-1491 (496 amino acids)
Molecular function (GO): oxidoreductase activity, acting on paired donors, with incorporation or reduction of molecular oxygen; heme binding; monooxygenase activity
Source: RefSeq, a predicted model, not a curated record
AUGGUCAGCACAAUCGCCCUUGUCGGAGCUGCUACAGGGCUGUAUGUUGCCUAUCUUGUCGUCUCGCGAUUGAUUCUCAGUCCGCUGGCCAAAUUCCCUGGCCCUAAGCUGGCCGCGCUGAGCAAUUGGUACGAAUUUUACUACGAUGUCAUUCUGCAGGGCCGCUUUACGGCCCAUCUUCAGCGCCUGCAUAAACGCUACGGCCCAAUCAUCCGAAUUACGCCCACUGAAUUGCAUGUCGACGACCCGGACUUUUUCGAGGCGUUGUACGCGCGUGACGGCCGUCGCAACAAAUAUGCUUAUUUCUCCGGCCGAUUUGGCUAUGCAAGUGAUAGCUUUUCCACCAUCGAGCAUGAACUGCAUCAAUUGCGCCGCAAGCCGCUGAGUCCGUUUUUCUCUGCCAAACGUAUCGUCGACUUCCAACCAGUCAUCCGAGCCAAGGUGGACAAACUAUCCCAAACGCUGGCCGACUAUGCUUCCGAUGGACGUGUGCUCCCGCUUAGCCGUGCCUUUAUGGCCCUGACCACCGAUGUCAUCACCGAGUAUGCAUUCGCCAAAUCCUACGACCAAUUGGACUCGCCCGACUUUCAAGAUACUCUGCACGAGGCCCUAGUUGCCAUCUACACCACUGGGCACUUUGCCUUGCAUUUCCCCAUCGUCUUUCCUAUUCUCGACUCCCUGCCAGAUUGGCUGGUCAUUAAGAUGGAGCCGCGACUACUUCCAGUUGUCGGCCUGCGCAAGGACCUUGGUCGUCGAGUUGGGGAAAUCCGAAGUGGGCUAAAUAAUCGAUAUGCAAAGGUCGAUCAUCCGACCAUUUUCCACGAGCUACUCAACAGUGACCUACCAGAAGAGGAAAAGUCCGAUGCACGGUUGGGAGAUGAAGCCCAGCUUAUCAUAGCAGCCGGGCUGAUUACCACCUCAUGGGCGCUGAGUGUGGCCGGUUUCCAUGUAAUCAACAACUCCGCCAUUGCCUCUAAGCUGCGACAAGAGCUACAGAAUGCAGGUGCUGAUAUUCUCAAUGCCGACUGGCACGCACUCGAAAAGAUCCCAUAUCUGCAUGGCUGUGUCCGGGAAGGAAUUCGCCUAGCCCACGGUGUCGUCACUCGAAACCCACGCCUUUUGCCUGACACGGAGCUGACGUAUGGCGAGUGGGUGAUUCCGCGGAAUACACCCGUUUCCUCGACCAGUGUGGACAUUCUGAUGAAUGAGGAUAUCUUCCCUAGCCCGCGGGAAUUCAAGCCAGAACGGUGGAUAAAUAACACUAACCUGGACCGGUACUUUGUUCCUUUUGGAAAAGGAUCGCGAAUGUGUAUGGGUUUGAACCUUGCUCAAGCCGAGCUUUAUAUUGCCAUUGCGACCAUCUUUAGCCGGUUUGAUUUCGAGCUGUACAACACGGACAUAUCGGACGUGGAGAUGGAACAUGCUUAUUUAGUGCCAUAUGCUAAAUGGGAGUCCAAAGGUGUCCGGGCUAAAGUCAAGUCGAAUUUCUAA